AUGUCCCCCACAGCUGCUCUUCAAGCCCGCUUGAAGGCGCUGUCGGCUACGAUAGGUCAGAUCCAGCCUCUGAUUGACCAACUCCGGAAUUUCACACCCACCGAGAAUGGUGAUGAAGCUCGCUUGGAGCUCGGAGCGGAGAUUCAUGCGGGCCUUAAAGAUGCCGAGGACGGACUUGAGCUGCUGCGGAUUGAGGUAGAAGCUAUAGACUCAAGCUCUGAUACUAGGAGAAGACAGUCAGUGGCGACCGGUGAGAAAGAGGCAGAGAAAGAGCGUGUCGUGACAAUGGCGGGGCGGUUGGCGGAGGACCUUAAGAAGACUCGAGGAGACUUUCGGAAUGCCCAAUUACAAUCUAAGCGCCAAAUGGAGCUUGCUAAGCGGAAGGAGCGCGAGCUGCUGUUGUCCCGAUCGCAAUCGGCUUCGGAGCGUCAGAAUAAGCCAUCAGAACAUCUCACACAGGAUGAUUUAGCGCUGAAUGCAUCAAAUGAUGUUACUGCUGCUCUACGCAGAACACAUCAACUGAUGCAAACUGAACUUUCCCGAAGCCAAUUUGCUCAAGAGACUCUCGAACAAUCAACCGCCGCUAUAUCAUCUUUGUCUGAAUCUUACACUAGUCUUGACACCCUCCUGGCUUCAUCUCGUACCCUCGCCAACUCUCUUCUCCGCUCCCAGAAAUCAGAUACUUGGUACCUUGAAACUGCUUUUUAUAUUCUUAUCGCGACAAUCUCGUGGUUAGUCUUCCGACGGAUUUUCUACGGACCUCUCUGGUGGCUAGUCUGGCUGCCGUUCCAAUUCAUUAUGCGCUUCGUAUUCGCCAUAUUUGGUGUGAUUGGCCUCACAAGUACAAAGUCUCUGCAGCCUUCAUCUAACUCGAUUGCUGCUGAUAUCUCUGCUACUAUGCAAGAGGCUGCUGCAUCUUUCACAGGUGGCGCCGUGCCAGAGAACAACGAUCAGGCUUUACAAGAAGAGGAAGAUCGACUCAUUGACAAGAUCGGGGAGAUGGUUGAGGAGGGACAAGAGCAGAAAGACAUGAGUCUCGAUGAAAUACUGGCUGAGGAAAGGCACCGCCAAGAAGAUCACCCUCGGAAUCCUAAAAAGAGGAUGAUGGAAGGAGAACGAGAUGUGCUAAGGGAUGAACUAUAG
Molecule: messenger RNA, 1143 nt
Organism: Penicillium pulvis
Lineage: Eukaryota; Fungi; Ascomycota; Eurotiomycetes; Eurotiales; Aspergillaceae
Product: putative protein transport membrane glycoprotein Sec20
Exons: 3
Coding region: 1-1143 (380 amino acids)
Biological process (GO): retrograde vesicle-mediated transport, Golgi to endoplasmic reticulum
Cellular component (GO): SNARE complex; endoplasmic reticulum
Molecular function (GO): SNAP receptor activity
Source: RefSeq, a predicted model, not a curated record